Messenger RNA from Vicia villosa (hairy vetch), 753 nucleotides. RefSeq names its product mediator of RNA polymerase II transcription subunit 15a-like. Gene Ontology annotation, biological process: regulation of DNA-templated transcription. The record is from RefSeq and is a predicted model, not a curated record. Gene Ontology annotation, molecular function: chromatin DNA binding; transcription coactivator activity. The transcript is spliced from 5 exons. The coding region runs from base 87 to 482 and encodes 131 amino acids. Lineage: Eukaryota; Viridiplantae; Streptophyta; Magnoliopsida; Fabales; Fabaceae.
AUUCCGUUGCGGGAUUAGGGUUUCGUCGUCGCGAUCGUAACUGCUUUUCAUGGUUUCAUCGUCGCGAUCGUAACUGUAUUUCAUUAAUGGACACCGAUAAUGGAAUACCGAAUCAAGGUGAUUGGAGAAGUCAAUUGCACCCUGGAUCACGCCAAAGAAUUGUCAAUAAAAUAAUGGAAGGUUUAAAAAAGCAUGUUCCCGUUUCUGGUCAAGAGGGAUUGCUUGAACUUCAGAACAUUGCCCAAAUGUUUGAAGACAAGAAUUUUACUGUUGCAACAAGCCAGUCUGACUAUCUAAAGAAAAUAGCUACGAGGAUGCUUGAAUUUGAGAUUAAAUCCCGGGGCACUGUGGUCACCAAUAUAUCAUCAUCAUUAGAUAUGCUUACAUUGGAGACUGAAUCCCAGGACACUAUGGCCAACAAUAUAACAUCAUCUUUGGAGACUGAAUCCCAGGACACUAUGGCCAACAAAAAUGGUGUCUAAUUAAAUGUCUAUCAUUUUCCUUUACAAUUACAUAGAGGAAAGUUUUUAUAUCUCAUCGUUAGAGAUCACUUAGAACUAGUCCUUUAUGAUUUUUAUUUCUGCUUGUGAACUGCAUGGUUAAAAUACCGGAGUAUUGGAGAUGUUUAUGAAGAACGCGGAUGAGCCAACAUAAAUUUUGGAUAGUUUGUUCUUACUUACCAACUGCAAAUGUUGGAUAAGAAAAGGAAUCUCAUCUUUGAUGGUGAAUUAAAGCGUUAACUCUCAAACUAUU